Messenger RNA from Durotheca rogersii, 1576 nucleotides. RefSeq names its product kinase-like domain-containing protein. Gene Ontology annotation, molecular function: protein kinase activity; ATP binding. Bases 106 to 1368 code for a protein of 420 amino acids. Lineage: Eukaryota; Fungi; Ascomycota; Sordariomycetes; Xylariales; Xylariaceae. The record is from RefSeq and is a predicted model, not a curated record. Gene Ontology annotation, biological process: protein phosphorylation. The transcript has 5 exons.
UGUCGGAAUCGGAAUACAUCUUAGAAGCAUAUAGUGAUUGUUAACUGCCGACGAAAAGAUAUUUCGCUUGCCUAUGACAAACUAUGGAGGGCAACUGUCGGCGAGAUGGAGACCAAUCAGGACGACCCUUACUCUACUGAUAAUACCCAUGCUUUUAUCCCCGGUCAAGACGGAGCAUCCGCUCGAGCAGUAUCUGAGGCGAGAAGACUCUUGAGCCAUUUCGAAAAAGCAGGGGAGAAGAGAUUUGAAUUGGAGAGGAUCAUAGGGGAAGGUGCUUGGGGGGUCACCUUUAAGAUGAAGAUCAGAGAAAGGUCGGCUCCAUCCCAUGAGUGGAGACCAAUGAGGAGAUUCGUGAUGAAAAGGUCUCUGACCGUGGCCGCGAGGCAGAAGAUUCGACGGGAAGAGAGGGUGCUCAGGCGAUUACGAGGGUCCGUACAUAUCGUCCAACCGUACAGUCUGGGAGACAGUGUUUCAGCUCGCCUGAUGUCACGUCUUGGGGAGGGAACGUUGCUGAUGGAGUGGAUUGGCAACGGCCUCCUUCACGAUGUUAUUCAUAGGGCCGCUGACUGGGGCCAUCCCCUGCCAAACAGACUACUAUGGAGGCUUUUCCUCUGCUUGUGUCGGAUGGUGAUUGCGAUGGCUUGGCCACCAGGGGGGAGCGGAACAGUAACCCCGAGUGUCGAGGUCCUGCCGAUACCGAAUGCGGGAGGCAACCGACCGCCCAAGUCCCGCCUUAUUCAUGGCGAUUUGAAUGCCCGUAACAUUAUGAUUGGCGAGCUAGAACCGCAAGAACACCGUCUUGUCCCCGUACUGAAGCUCAUUGACUUUGGUUCUUCUCGGGACUUGCCUAAGGGCCUAAACCAACCUCCAGAUCCUGCUGUGAAGGGCAACUUGCUUAACAUCGGGCAAAUAAUGCUGACGAUAGUAGGGGGUAGUCAUAGAGGAGGCGCAGCAGACAUGGUGGUGAGAGACCAUGGAAAAGAGAAGACCGUCAAGUCGUAUGCGAGAGACCUGGACGGGUUGAACAGGUUGUACAAAGCUCCAGCUAGCAUCGCGGCUCGCCACGGAGAGAAGGUUAAAAACCUAGACCCGGACCUACGGAGGCUCGUAGUACUUUCUGUGGCAUCAGAUGUGAACGAGCGCUUAGAUCUCGAGGAUCUCGUGGCCGCGGUGGAACAUUACGCCACCGCGAAGACACAAGCUCAUUAUCUGGGCUACAAGUAUUAUGCCAACGAGUCUGACCAGUCGGUGGCUCGCAUCACGAGAGAGCUGAUACUUGGUGCAGAAGAUAAAGGGGUAAAGGUAGAUCCCUGGGGCAGGGCGAAAGGGUUAAGCUUAGAGAGCUUCGAGAUUCCCCGUCUGCAAUAGCGGCUUAUACUAAACGUGUAGUUUAUAGGAGUCGGCUCAACCUAGGCUCAACUCACCAUCCUUUCGGGAAAGCAGUUGGUAUCAAACACUGAACCUAAAUCACCUAAGCUACACUGCGUGCCGAGUCCCGAGCCUUCAUGAUAGCAGCAUCACCUCAACCCAUGCAUUCGCCCGUCUCGUGUCAACGAUUUGUAUGGGCUUUGCGCAC